Molecule: messenger RNA, 1574 nt
Organism: Daphnia magna
Lineage: Eukaryota; Metazoa; Arthropoda; Branchiopoda; Diplostraca; Daphniidae
Product: meiosis-specific nuclear structural protein 1
Exons: 6
Coding region: 243-1496 (417 amino acids)
Biological process (GO): cilium organization
Cellular component (GO): motile cilium
Source: RefSeq, a predicted model, not a curated record
ACUUAAUAAGGAAACAAUAAAAAUGAUUUCAGUCUAAUUGAAUUUAAAAAACUGAAAAAAUGCAAGAAUAAAUUUUUCAUUGCAUUGCAGAGAGCGCGUUAGUUUAGAUUUUAGUCUGAACAGUAGGUUGUUGCCCAUAGCAACGAAUAAAAGCGUAUAAAUAACAUGAUCUUGAACGUUUCGAUUGCCACUUUUCUAUUCACAACAAUCAUUUAAAAGCGAUUAUCUUUCAUAGACUAAGGAUGAGCCACAGGGAUUCGCAGAACAAGUUUCUGUCACGGAAACUGUCAACUGCUACAGCCGAAGAUCUUAAAAAUGAAGCGUUCAGGCGUAAAAUUAUCGAAAGUAGCAUUGAAAUCAGAGAGCUAGAAUCCAAAUUGAAAAUGGCGUACAUACUGAAAGAGAGAAAGAAGCAACUGGAUGAGAAGGAAUCAUUGAGGGUGAUGGAGAAGCAAAACACAUUACAAGAAAGAGAAGAAAUGGAAAAGCAGCUCAAACUGGACCAUGAAUUAGAAAUUAGGAAGCUUCUGUAUGAGAAGUGGAAGAAGGAAAAGUAUUGCCAAGAGCUGGUGAAACAAGCCCAACAGUACAGGGCUGCCAAGCAGCUUGAGAUGAUGGAGGAGCGGCAAUUGGAUGACAUGUAUCUGCAAGAGAUCCUCAUGGCUGAACUGAGAAGAGAGCGACAGGAACGAGAAGAUCGAGAGCGAAAGAAGCGUCGCCUAGCAGAAGAAUUAGACCAUUGUAUCAGAUUGCAGAAUCAAUGGAAAGCCAUCCAGAAGUUUAUUGAAAUGGAGGAAGAUAGAUUAGUUGAAGAAUGCCAACUCCAACGACGUCGCUUGAGUCAAAUGCAGCAGCAAGAAAGGAAAGAGAAAGCCGAGAAACUUGCUGCUAUCCGCCAUCGGCUUCAAAAGGCUUUAGAAGUCGAGGAGCGCCGGCGUCGUGAAAGAGAAGAGUUAUGGAUCGAAUACGGUUGUGAAGAGAAGGAAGAACUGGAGAACAAAAAAGCUGAAGAAUUAGAGAAGAUGACUCAAGCCCAACGAAUCAAAUGGAAUGAAGAUAUGGCUGAACAAUUGCGCCAGCUCGAGCUUAAGAAGAAAGCGCAGAAAGAAGAAGAACUUAACGAACGUUUAUGGAUGCUGGAGCAAGCUGCGUUGGAGGAAAAGGCUGAACGAGAGGCCGCUGAACGAAGACACAAGGAUCUUACGCAAUGGCAGAAAGAACAGGCGGCCUUACUCGAAGAGCGACGUCAGCUGAAGAAAUUGGAAUUCGCCGAGAAGGAGGAAGAACGACGCAUGGAAGAAUUGCGUCAACAGGUCGAAGACGAAGCGAUCGCAGAGGAACGAAGAAGAAUCUUGGAGCAACACGCUCCGCUAUUGAUUGGUUUCUUGCCACCUGGUCUGUUCCGGAACAUGGCAGAAAUGAGUUCCCUACCUGAAAACAUCCAGGCCCAGUUCCGUCGGCACGUCCCGAUUCAAGACGAUCCAGAUUUAUGGUAAAAUGGCGAUUAUUCUGCUUGACAUUCCAGAAAAUACCAAUGGCUGUGUGACAGUUUAUACAUAAAGAAGUGAAAAUUA